Messenger RNA from Lingula anatina, 5913 nucleotides. RefSeq lists its product as uncharacterized. The record is from RefSeq and is a predicted model, not a curated record. NCBI's taxonomy places the organism in Eukaryota, Metazoa, Brachiopoda, Lingulata, Lingulida, Lingulidae.
CCGAAUCCUAAAAUAACACGUUUUGCCGUUGCCGGUGCCAUGUUUGUUCUUUGCAGGGGGAAUUGCUGCAAACAAAGUUGAAAUGAGAUGCUGUCCAAGGGAAAAACAGUUAUAUAUAAAGUACUGUCUCAGUAUGUUGAUUGGUCAGAAGGUUAGAUAAUGUGAGAAGGCUGCAAAAUUGUUCUCCUUCAACUGUUGAAGAAGAAUCGCAUGGCCAGUUGAUGUGCAACUCUACACAUUUGCAAGGAAAAAGAUUAAUUUGGGCAUAAGUAUGGCAGAUCAGCAAAUUCCCCAUAAAGCUAAUGCCCAGAGGAAAACUGGACUAGGAGGUGGAGCCAAAGGUGGCAAAAAAAGGAAAGGUUCUAGGAACAGAUUGCCUUCCCUCUCUGACAAUGAUUCUUCAGCAUCAUCAAGUUCAACAGCUACAAUAGUAGCAUGUAGCAAACAAUCUGAAAGGCAACCCAAGCCAAGAGCUAGGAGUGGAAUGAGAGUUGAGCUGGAACGCCUGCUUCAAAAGUAUAGCAAAAAUAUCAUUAGGAAUGCAAACAAUGAACAGUUAUGCAAAGCCCUUUUAGAAAAAGGUGUAAUUGACGAGAAAGAUGUGAAAGAAGUAGAAUACAGCCCAGAAGCUACGUGCAUGGAAAAGAAUGAAGUUUUGCUCACUUUACUCACACAGAAAAAUGAUCAAGCAUUUAAUGCUCUUUGUGAGGCAUUACGACAGAGUGGGCUUGCUGAUACUGGACAACAAAUGGAAGAAGAGAGUGCUUCCAUUCCAAUGGUUUGGAGUCCACCGGAAAACACUACUGUAUCUUCAUCAAUGAGAGUAGGCGAUUCAAUGAUUCCUCCAUUGGCAGCAGAACGGACAUCCACACUGAUAACAGGGUCUACACCCAGUAAAGAAAAAUGUGUGACCAAUGUGAUAAAGAUUACAAACAGCAGUGUUAAUGUGGUUAUUGGAGAUCAGAACCAGCAGAAUAUAGUACACCCAGCAAAACAAAGCAGCAGGAAAUUCAUCAGCAUAGAUGAAAAAGCUAAAACCAAGGAACAAAAAGCAGUAGAAUUUCUUAAUGGAUUGUUCAACCCUUUUAACUACAAUAUUACCUAUUCCAAGCCCUAUGAAAAGAUAGUGGAUGCAGUCCGUCAGAAAGGGGGCUUCAAACAGUUCGGGGUAGGCCCCCUUCAAAGAUUUUUAGACAAAAGUCCCUGUUUUGAUUUGAGGAAAAAUUCAAAGGGUAAAGUUGAACAAGUGGUCAGCUUGCCUAUUUCAGAUACUAAAAAUGAAGAUCUGAAAGAAGAGUCAUGCUUUGAUGAUGCAGCAUUAUGUUCUGAUUCUGAUCUCUCUGAAUUGGAGUCUUUUGUCACCUGUCCAAGUGAUGUGACUUCUAGGGACAACACUCCUUUACAUUUUCUUUCUUCUUCAAAGGGAUUUCCCCAGAGAAUUGAUUCUGAGAUCAUGCUUGUAGGAUCAGAAAACUGGCAAAAGAUACAGAGGAAAAAACGUGAUAACAAGACUUUAGGUACUCAGUUCCCAACACUAAAACAAUCAACUGAAAAUGACCAAGUAUAUGAAACAGAAAUGUCCAACAAAAUUUUUGAGUCUUUGUGCCUGAACAGUUCUGCCUCUGAACAUCUUGAAUUUAAACCUUCUGAUGAAGUAUACUUCUGUAGAGAUAAGGGGAAGGCUUCUUUUAUGGAGGACAUUGUGUCUUUUUGGAAUACACCAGGCAGAGAAGGCAAUGCCUACAUAAUAAUUGGAAUAGAAAAGUGUUCUCAUCCACCCCAUAAGCUGAUUGGAAUCGGUGAUGGUAGAAUAGAUGCAGAUUAUCAAAAUUUGUUCCUUGAUGAGUUCUUCACUUCUCGGCCGAAGUUUCGGUACAUUCAACAUGAGUACGAUAAAAUGUUGUUCGGAAUAGUUAUCAUUUCUCCUUCACAAGGAAUGGAGAAACCUUGUGUGGCAGAGCAGUGGCAUAGGGAAGCUAGUUGGAAUAUAGGGGAAAUUUGGGUUAGACGUGGUACAUCAAAUCAAAUACUACCUGUGAAACACCAUGACAGUGUGUACAAAUGGUUUCAAAAACCUACACCCUAUAGUGAGGUUGUUAAAGGUCGAGGUAAACCACAUUCAUUGAGAAAUAAUGCACUGCAGAAGUUUCUGGAUAAGGUUGAUAUGUUCAAAGAUUACCAGCAGUUUUUACUCAUUGUUGGCCAGUGUAAGCAUGAAACAAGACAUUUGCAGGCUUUAACAAGCAUCCCAUGGUUCAAGGUUGUUGAUUUUGAUACCAUGAGUAGGGAAAAUGGUACUUUCAGUGUUUGUGAACCUCUUUUGAAAACAGCAAGGUACUUGGAAAUUUCUACCUGGCAAGAUCAGCCUGGUAACCUUGGGCCAAGGUCAGUUAAUUGGUUCUUCCCAAGAGGGUAUCAUAACUGUCAUGAGAUGCUUGAUGAUCCAAGGUCUUGGAUUAAGAGAGCAGGUCCCAUGGUUGACGAACAUUGCAUUCAGAUUGCUGAGUAUUGCAACAGCAGCAGGGUUUUGACUGCUGUUAUACUAUGGUAUGGGGCUGAUCAGAGUCUUGAAUACCUUAGACGCUUUAUGGCAAAGCUUGAUGAAAAUGUCGACUCUUUGAAAGUUGCAUUCUGUAUUCCAUCUUUACCAGAUGAUCCUGCUGAGCUGAAGUUAAUGUGCAGAGAUCUAGAUAUUGAUCCAAUAUUUAUUUCAUUGGAAAGGAUCUGUUGUGAAAUAGAAAGCAAUUUUGGUUCACAAAUAUCUGAACAGGCAGAAGCCUUUCAAUUGCCUCAUGAAGAUGUUGAAGAAUGUGGCCACCUUCUGACAAUAACACCACAAGAUGCAGCAUGGCUAGAUGCAGAGCUUGAUGUUCUUUACUUGUCCAAAGACAAAAAAAUCUACUUAAAGGGGGGUGAUUCGAAAGAUGGUGAACAGUUUCUGCGUGGAGGCCAGAUAUCUUGGCAUGAGUUGAACAUUGGCUGUUAUGAUGCAAGACGGGAUGUCCUUCCUUAUCUGUUGAAAACUAUAAGAUCUUUUGUUGAGAAAGGAAAGUCUGCUCUCAUAAGUCUAAACCAUGAGCCUGGCUCUGGGGGUACCACACUUGGUAUGAGAGCUCUUUGGGAUUUGCACUGUGAUGAGACGUGUGCUUGUGUCUAUGUGUCAUCUCCCCUGUUGAAUGCAAGCAGUGUGUUCAGUCGCAUUGAGUGGCUUUAUUUGCACACCCAUCUCCCUGUUGUGGUCUUGAUUGAUGGUAAAGAUAUCACACAAAUUCACAAGAUUUUUGAUCUUUGUCUACAGGAGAGGGUGAUUGUUCUCUGUGUGCAGCGUUACAAUCAACCAAUUGACCUCAACUGCAAAAGGAACAGGUCAGAUCAGAUUUGGCUCUCUGGAAAAGUUGCAGUAGAUGAGGCACCAAGAUUUGAUGCAGCUUUUUCAACCUUUUGCAAAGGUACUGAUAAAAGAUCUAAACUCCAAGAGCUUGUCUAUGAGGUGAAAGAAAGGGAAGUCCACUAUGUUUGGGAAUUUGGAAUUACCGUGUAUGCAGAAGAAUAUGUUGGCAUUCAAAGAUAUGUCAAGGGUUAUCUACAAAUUCCCUCUACAGGAGACCUUAAGCCAUGGCAGUAUGUUUUGGGUUUUCUAGCUUUAGCUUACUUCUAUGGCCAUGUUCCUGUCCCUGCUCAGUUCUUUGCCAAACUGCUCAAUGUUUCAGAAUGUGAGCAAGUUACCCUUAACUCUCUGCACAGCCAUUCAGCCAGCCAGUUUAUCAUUGAGGAAAAAAAUUAUUGCUGGAGAAUAAACCAUGUCAUUGUAGCCAAAGAAAUCCUUGAGCAGUUACUUAGUAGAAAACAAGACAGCCAAGGAAGUAGAAAUGAGCGUCUUAGUUUGAAUGCAUGCCAAAAUCUUCAUGAGCUAGCCUUGAAGUUAAUUGAGGAGGCAGGGAAACAGAAGAUGAAAAACAAGUCUGCAAGCCCCGUGGUCAGUAAUAUCAUUAAUAAUACCUUCAUUCAGCGAAACUACAAAGAGCUUUCUCAGGAUGACAACAGAGUCAAAAGAAAAAUGAAACUUUCCCAGUUAUUGUAUGAUAUUCCACGCGAAGAGAAGAAGGAGCUAGUGUUAAAAAAGCUAACAGAAGCCUUCCCAAAAGAUCCUAGCUACUGGGCCCAUCUUGGAAGAUACCAUGGAAUGAAAAACCCUGAAAGCAAAGAAGCAAUCAAGUGUCUUGAUAGAGCCUUAGAACUUAGACAAAAAGAAAUUAAACAGAAAAAAGAACUUGGCAAAAAACAGGACCCAGUAUUGUGCCAGGUUUACCACAUGCAUGGGAUUAUAUUGAAGAAAAGGAUAACAGCAAGAAUAGGGGGUGGCAUGAUUGACGAACAUACCCGUGGUACAUUUAACCCUGGAGAGGAAAAUUUUGAAGCUGUUUUAAAGGAAGUUGUUGGGCUUGCCAAACAAGCUGCAGAGUACUUCAAGAAGUGUCGUGAACAUCAUGCUGAGGGAAUGGAAGAAAGCUAUGGAUACAUUGGAGAAAUCAGCACAUUAUUACAUGUAGUCGAUUUCUUGCAGACACAUGGGAAGCCUGCUGGAUAUUUUGGAUAUAUGAAGCUACCAAAUGUUGAUCCAUAUUUGAAGGAAUUUCUUGAGCCCUGUUUUCCUGAUUGUGAUAGAUUGUUGAGAGAAUGUGAAGAAAGAACAACACAUGACCUUGAAAUGACACAGUCGGGAUCUGAUCAGGCCAAUUUGUCACAUCUGAUUAAUUGGUUCAAUGCUCUUUUUAAAGAUGCAAAUGAAGUGCUCAAAACUUGGCAAGGUGAAGACAGUAUUCAAAACAGACGGACCAAGGUUGCAUUUCUCAUGAUGAAGCACCACUUCCUGUCCAGUCAGAGCACAAGGCACCUAGCAACACUGGAACAGAUCCACUGCAAAGCUGAUGUUUUACACCUUAUCAACCUGUUGAAGCAGAAUUUCAAGGAAGUAAAAGAUCGUUGCUUAGAAAUCAACAUCACAAAUGAUGUGAAGAAAUGGCUAAAAGCUAUAAGGCACCAUCUGUUGCCUGAAAGGGAUGACAGCAUCUCAGAAGUUAUGGAAAUUGUCCGCAUGUGGUAUCAGAUUAGUCCCAAUGCCCCAGAUGCUGUGUAUUACAUGUAUGUUCUCACAACUCUGUGUGCCAUUGGUACAACAGGUUGCCCAGGAUCCAAGAGUGAUUUUGUGGAAGCAAGCCAGCUGCACAUCAAGCUUAAAAAAGUUGGAACAUUUGCCAACCGGUUUUGGAGAAUCAGAGAAUGGUUGGGCAAAGGUGAAGGUAUUAGGCGUCUUGUCAAUCAUGUACAACUAGGAGAGUGGAACAAAGAAGGACGCUUCUGGAAAGACUCAUCAAAACAUGAGCUCCUUCAGGUUUGCAGAGGAACAAUUCUGUCAUCUGUAGAGUUGUUUCGUGGGACCAUUGCCCUUGACACAAGCCACCUCAAAGGAAGUGACCCCAUCAAAGUCUUCUUUGUGCCCAAGUUCUCUGGAAUGUAUGGCAAAAGAUUUAAACAUCAGCAUGUUGAGUUUUACCUGGGAUUUAGCAUGACUCAUGGCUGUGAGGCAUACAAUGUUAAAGCUUUACAGGAAGUACCAUGUGGGUACUGCAAAUUGCCCACAGAAGUAUCAAGCUUGAGACCAAGGGUGUCCCAUUGCAAAAAAUGUAACAAUCCUGUGAGAUUGCCUGCAGCUGAAAAAAGCUGUCGUUCGGCAAAAAAUUAGUGCUUUGACAACCUGAAAGACUUUAUGGUAGUUUCUUUCACUUUUUUUAAGAUUAAGGACUGUGUGGUACCAUCUUUUUUAGUAGUAGGUUUCUGUCUGACCCUCUUGAAGCUAACUUCCCCUUUUAUUAUUCUGUUGGAAUGCCCAUUUCAUCUUGAAUUUCAUCUCAA